AUGGAAGGAAAAUCAACCCUUGCGACCGUAAAAGCCACUGGCAGUGUUGAGGCUAUCGCCCCAAGCUCGCAAACCCCUACGCCAACAUCGCACAAGCCUUCCCCAUUCAUUGGCGUGACAGUGGCUGAGACCACCUCAUCGUCAGGAAUAGCGGAUGCUAGUACAACCUCAGCCCCUACCCCAGUCGUCGUGCUGGUCACGCCUGAAGGUUCAACGACUCUGGUUGGGACGUCCUAUCUGGCCCCUGAUCCAGAUACAAUCUCCACCUCCACCCCAACUACAACCCCAGAAUCCGAAGAAACAAGCACCAUCCACGCAACAUCAACCUCAGUCAAAACUGUCUACGUCACCAUCGCCAACAAACCAACCACAACCAGCACAACCACAUCCUUCGCUCAAGACUCAACAUCUACCAUCAACACCCCAGAGCCUGCCCCAGCAUCUACAACUCAAACAGAAGCAGCAGUUACAUACACACCUACAUCUACAUCCAUAGUCACAUCAACAAUCAUAGUGAAACUAACGCCAACUCCCACCGAACAACCCUCAACCUCUUCCACAGAAGCCGACGAAGAAACAACAACCCCAACCACAGCAGAGCCGAAAACAGCAACAAUAAGCUACUCCUCCACCACCGAAACCGGCGACAUCCUCAGGAUUGUCCCAGUCACACCAACAGGGCAUGGUUAUAUCACUAUUACCGAGACGGAGACAAAGAUGGAGACAAAGACCGUAACGGAGACAGAAACGGAGACCAAAACCGUAACGGAGAAAACCACCGAGACUGUGACUGUUUCUGAGCAAACAUAA
Aspergillus sclerotioniger CBS 115572 is the source of this 810-nucleotide messenger RNA. RefSeq lists its product as uncharacterized. Bases 1 to 810 code for a protein of 269 amino acids. The record is from RefSeq and is a predicted model, not a curated record. Lineage: Eukaryota; Fungi; Ascomycota; Eurotiomycetes; Eurotiales; Aspergillaceae. The transcript has a single exon.